Messenger RNA from Mus pahari (shrew mouse), 1259 nucleotides. It is a transcript of the gene Cmss1, whose product is annotated as cms1 ribosomal small subunit homolog. Bases 284 to 1018 code for a protein of 244 amino acids. Gene Ontology annotation, cellular component: 90S preribosome; nucleus. The transcript is spliced from 10 exons. The record is from RefSeq and is a predicted model, not a curated record. Lineage: Eukaryota; Metazoa; Chordata; Mammalia; Rodentia; Muridae.
ACCAGGGACAGUUCUGCAAAAGGGCCGCAGCAGGGAGCCCAGCACUGAGUGGGCCCAAACACUAAAUAUAACCUUCUCUCCUUGUCGGGCAAUGUCCUUCAUACUCUGAAGACAGGCGACCUUGCCGAAACGCUCACCCCACGGCUUUGCCAGGCUCCACUGAAGAAAGGGGCAAGCUGAACCGAGCUACAAGAUUAAGCGACCCUAAGGCCAAAAUCCUUGUGUCCACAGCAGACAAGCAGAGGCAGAACAAUCAGGUGGUGAGGAAGGGGAGGACACGGAAAUGACGAAGCAGGACACAGUUGAGGUUCCUGAGAAAACCCAACAGCCCACUGAGUGUUUCUUGACACAAGCAAAGGACUCCAAAGCAGAGGACUCCCGGAAGACCAGGAAGUGGAAGAAGAAGAAAAUUUCUGAUAUUCUUGCAAAAUCAGAGCCCAAACCAGGGACCCCUGAGGACCUUCAGAAGCUGAUCAGGGACCAUCACAGCAGCAGCCGUUCUGUGAUUGAAUUAGAAGAACUGCACCUACCAGAUUCCUGCUUCCUCAAGGCCAAUGAUUUGACUCACAGUCUCUCUUCAUACCUAAAAGAAAUCUGUCCUAAGUGGGUAAAACUUCGGAAAACCCACAACGAGAAGAAGUCGGUCCUGAUGCUAAUCCUCUGCAGCUCCGCUGUGCGAGCCCUGGAGCUCAUCAGGUCUCUGACAGCAUUCAAAGGAGAUGCCAAGGUUAUGAAAUUAUUUGCAAAACACAUAAAGGUCCAGGAACAGGUAAAGUUGCUGGAGAAGCGUGUGAUACACCUGGGUGUGGGGACUCCAGGGAGAAUCAAAGAACUUGUCAAACAAGAUGGCCUCAAUUUGAACCCCUUAAAGUUUCUGGUGUUCGACUGGAACUGGAGAGAUCAGAAGCUGAGGAGAAUGAUGGACAUUCCCGAGAUAAGAAAGGAGGUUUUCGAGCUUCUAGAUAUGGGAGUGUUCAGCCUGUGCAAGUCAGACUCCUUGAAGCUGGGCCUUUUCUAAGCCUGGCUCCCGAUGAAGAGUCCAGUUGCCAACAUCACAAGCACUCAGUGACCUACUCCGCUGUGAUUACGUUAAGUUCAUCACCCAGUGGAUCCCUGAGGCUGCCUCGUGGGGUUCUUUGACAACUGAGUCUGUCUUUUGGCUCCUGCCCUCAGAUAAUAAAAGCCCUGCCUGUGCGUGUUGUCUUGUUGAGCAGACAGUUUUCCUUUCUCCUCUGCUUUGACUCUGCAGGAGACAGGAA